AAUUUUUUUUUUUUUCUUUCCUACAGCAAUGGGGCCCUUACCAUGGACCAUUAAUGCUGAGAUUUAUCCAUUAUGGGCACGCAGCACAGGAAAUGGUUUGGCAGCUGCCACCUGCUGGUUAUGCAAUCUAAUUAAUUCUGUAUCGUUUUUAUCCCUCAGUGAAGCCAUCAACAGCUACGGUGUGUUUUAUCUACUGAGUUCCAUGGCGGUCACAGGAGCAUUGUUUUGUUACUGUCUCUUACCAGAAACCAAAGGAAAAUCACUUGAAGCGAUUGAAAUUUUAUUUAUGAAAGACAGAAAGAAGUUAGGCAAUGAUGAGCAGCAGGAUUUAAAGGAUCAAUAUUGAUUUCUCUGUCAUUAUAUUCUUAGCCAUCACCCAUCUGUCUAUCUAUUUUAACCAUCUACCCAUCUAUCUUUCUUAUCCACCUACCCAUCUACCUAUCUAUUUUAGCCAUCUGCCUGUGUACCAAUCUACACAUAUGUCAAUUUAUACAGUUAUCUCAUUAGCUGAUUCACUGCUUGUACAAGCUAAUUAUGUCCUUCUAUCCACUCCAAUCUACUCUCCUCUUAAUUGUAUUACCUAUCUCACCUGAUUAGAUCUCCAUUCACAUUCUUUAUCAACUCAGUCUUAUAUAUCCAAUCAAUCUCCACUCCCAUCAUCUAUCAAUUUAGUUCAACAAUAAGUCAAUCUCCACUGUUAUCCUCAAUCAACUUAGUUCAACUUCAAUCAGUGUCAAUCCAUUUCAUUUGUUUCCAAAUUAUCAUUUGUUUCCAAAUUGUUAUUUUGUUUCCAAAUUGUUAUUUUGUUUUAAUUGUUAUCCUGCUCCUCACAACAGAAAUAUUAGCAAGAAAGAAUUUGUUUUUUACAAAUAAAAAAAUUGAAAAAGUGGGGAAAUACUAAAAUAUCUUAUUUUUCUUUUCUCUAUUCCUGCUGUCAUUAUAUUUACCCAUUGUUCUUCUUAAAAAGAUAAGAUAUCUACAAGUUACAGUCAUUCGAGUCUAUCCAACGAACCUCCUCAACUCCUUUUCCAAAAUAUGGUAACUUCUGCCAAUGUCAGAGAUAAUAUUUCUCCCAAACUUUCGAGGAAUUUCAAAUGAGAAUCACGGAAAUAUUUUUCUUUUUUCCCUUUUUGUUUUUUUGGGUUUUUUUUUUGUUGUUGUUAAAUUGUAUGUUUUGAGUUUCUUGAGAAAAGUUUUCGCAAAUUUUUUCCGGGGAGUGAUGCUUCAAAAUAAUUAUAAAUAAAUAGCUAAUUACUUAUAGUAAUUAACUUUAAGAACA
This is a messenger RNA of Octopus bimaculoides (California two-spot octopus), 1279 nucleotides long. RefSeq names its product proton myo-inositol cotransporter-like. Gene Ontology annotation, molecular function: myo-inositol:proton symporter activity. Gene Ontology annotation, biological process: myo-inositol transport; transmembrane transport. Gene Ontology annotation, cellular component: apical plasma membrane. The record is from RefSeq and is a predicted model, not a curated record. Lineage: Eukaryota; Metazoa; Mollusca; Cephalopoda; Octopoda; Octopodidae.